This is a messenger RNA of Rotaria sp. Silwood1, 1242 nucleotides long. The record is from the annotation of a GenBank genome assembly. Lineage: Eukaryota; Metazoa; Rotifera; Eurotatoria; Philodinida; Philodinidae.
AUGACUGAAGUUCAUGCUCAGACUUCGAACGAUAGUAUUGGUGCAAUCUAUACAAUGUCGAAUGGAGCAGAAAUGAAUCAAAUUAUUGUCAAUCGUCUCAAUUCAAAUGGUCAAUUAACUUUGAUUCAGACAGUUGACACAAAUGGAACUGGAGUAAAUACAACUGCGGCAGAUCCAUUAUUUUCACAAGGUUCAUUGCAAGUCUACUCUAAUUGCCUAUUUGCUGUUAAUCCAGGUUCGAAUACAUUGUCAAUGUUUUCGAUCGAUCCAUGGAAUGCAACCAAAUUGACAUUAGUUUCAGUGCAAGCAGUAAAAGGUUGGUUUCCUAUUUCGGUUGCAGUCAAUUCAAUGUAUGCUUGUGUCUUGACCGGUGGUAAUGCAACAGGAAUUCGUUGUUUUACCUAUAAUACAUCAGGUUUAUAUGUUAUAUCAUCAUUUGAUCGCGAUCUAACAUCAUAUAUUUCGCAAAGUUUUCCUCCAAGUGGUCCGAAAGGAACUAUGAGCGAAAUCAUAUUUUCAGCUGACAAUAGUGCAUUGAUUAUUGCUGUCAAAGGAUACAAUAAUACAAUGCCUGGUUAUCUUUUAUUCUAUCCAUUCAAUGGUUCGAACAUGUUGGCAACGACACCAAUGAAACAAACACCAACAAAUGGUAUAUUACCAUUUUCAAUGACAUUAGUCAAUAUGAAUGGUUUAUUAGUUACUGAUCCUGGUCCAAAUGGUGUUCUAACUAUGAACUAUAUGGCAAAGAACGGCUCCAUUUCGAACACUAUGCUGACAAUCAUCAAUUCGACACUAGCAGGUGCUCUCUGUUGGUCAACGUAUUCACCGAUGACUGGAAAUUAUUAUGUCAUUGGUUCAAAUCCAGCAGCUAUUGUAGAAUUAAAUGUUAAUUUGAGUUCCACUUUGACACCUGUUCAAAUAAUUCGAUACUAUUCACUUCCAAAUAAUACAGGUGCACUUGAUGCGACAGUUGUUAAUGUGGCUGGUAUGGAUUAUUUGUUUGUUAUUGGUACAAUAGCACAUGCUAUUAGUAGCUACCGAUUGAAUGGACCUGGUAAUGCAAUAUAUAAUGGUGUUUUUACGGUACAACCAGGAAAUAUAACCAGUAUACCUAAACUUGCUGGUAUUGCAGCAUUUAUUCAGAAACCUUCUUCAGACGCUACGUUAAUUCUACCAUCGAUCACCAUUACUAUUAUUUAUUUUAUAUACCUUUCAAUUAUUAAACCUAUGUUUUCGUUUUAA